UGCUUUCGACACCAGUCGUCGUCUAGUGCGACGUGUUAAGCAAUGUUCAUGCAGCGGGCACUGAGCCGCGCCGCGCGGCCGGCGGCGUCGUCGGCGCGGUCCAUGAGCGCCGUGACCAUCGAGUUCCCCGGCGCCUACGCGACGCACCGCUGCGAGGCGCCGGACGCCGUCGCCGAAACGAGCAAGGAGGAGCUCCUCGAGUACUUCAAGACCAUGUACACGAUGCGGCGCAUGGAGAUCACCUGCGACAACGAGUACAAGGCGCGGACGAUCCGCGGCUUCUGCCACCUCUACGACGGCCAGGAGGCGAUCGGCACGGGCAUCAACGCGGCCCUGGACCUGGAGGACUCGUGGAUCACGAGCUACCGGUGCCACUGCAUCAUGCUCGCCCGCGGCGGCACCGUCGAGGGCGUGCUCGCGGAGCUCAUGGGCAACGCGCACGGCGAGACGGGCGGCAAGGGCGGGUCGAUGCACUUCUACAACAAGGAGCAGAACUUCUACGGCGGCCAGGGCAUCGUCGGCGCCCAGGUGCCCGUGGGCACGGGCCUCGCCUUCGCCAACAAGUACAAGACGCCCCUCGGCGAGAAGAUGCCCGUCGCCAUCGGCUGCUACGGCGACGGCGCGGCGAACCAGGGCCAGAUCUGGGAGGCGGCGAACAUGGCCGCGCUCUGGAAGCUGCCCAUGAUCUUCUGCAUCGAGAACAACCAGUACGGCAUGGGCACGUCCAUCUCCCGGUCCUCGUCGAACAACGACUACUACACGAUGGGCAACCUCAUCCCGGGCAUCAAGAUGGACGGCAUGAACGUGCUCAGCGUCCGCGAGGGCAUGAAGCACGUCAAGGACUACGUCGGCUCGGGCAACGGGCCCAUGUACGUCGAGAUGUCGACCUACCGCUACCACGGCCACUCCAUGUCGGACCCGGGCACGACGUACCGGAACCGCGAUGAGAUCGCGGCGAUGCGGUCCACGCGCGACCCCAUCGAGCACGUCAAGAAGAUGCUCGUCGACCACACGGACGCGACGGAGGAGGAGCUCAAGGCCAUGGAGAAGGUCAUCCGCAAGGAGGUCGCGGACGCGUGCGACCGCGCCAAGGCCGGCGCGCCGCCGGACUCCAUCGCCGACCUCACGAACAACAUCUACCUCACCGAGGACGGCAAGAGCGAGCCCCAGGCCUACAUCCGCAUGCCCGACUACACCAAGUCCAUCCGCCAGUAGGCGGCCACCGGCGCGACUAAGGAAUCCGACGCG
Aureococcus anophagefferens is the source of this 1248-nucleotide messenger RNA. RefSeq lists its product as hypothetical. Lineage: Eukaryota; Pelagophyceae; Pelagomonadales; Pelagomonadaceae. Gene Ontology annotation, cellular component: intracellular membrane-bounded organelle. The coding region runs from base 43 to 1215 and encodes 390 amino acids. Gene Ontology annotation, molecular function: pyruvate dehydrogenase (acetyl-transferring) activity. Gene Ontology annotation, biological process: pyruvate decarboxylation to acetyl-CoA. The record is from RefSeq and is a predicted model, not a curated record. The transcript has 2 exons.